UCUUUGUAAAUCGUUCUAAAAGUGUUCCAUGGUGUUCUAACUAUUUAUUGUGAAGAAAAGUGCUCAAUUUUUUUAAUACCGAAGCAAAGUAUUUGUUAAGGAGUCUACAAAGAUCGAUAAAUGAAUAAAAAUGAUAAAGGACUUUGUCAUUCCUAUAAACAAAGAUGAACUUUUGGUGGCAACCGGCGGUGGACGGUUUUUUGUCGACAAAGUCAUUCCAAUUCGAAUGAUUCAAUCAGCUCUCGAUGAAGCAAGAUCGGAGCUUUUAGAGAAUGGAAUUGAUUUCAUUAUAAAUCAUUUCGAUACAUUCUUUUCUAUACUUGUUCAUGGUAAUAAGGUUGAAUUACCAAUUAUUAUGCGCGGUUUUAGCAGAAUUCAUAAAGCCAUCGAAAUUUUGGUCUGCGAUCUGGAAAGAGUAGUUGAGAAGGGUACCGAAUUACAAGAAGAGGAUAGAGUACGAUUCUUAAACAUUACUAAAAUGCUUGCGUAUCUAUUUUCAUGGUUUAUGUGUCACAUAGAUGAAGAAAUUCUUAAAGAUUCAAGUGACAAAUUAGUUGGAAAGCGGAAAAAAAAUUUGAAAUCUGAUAUGGAAGAAGAAUGGGAAAUGACUAGGGAAAAGGCAUUGGAAUAUGUCUAUAGAUUGUUACAGCUACCAUUACACAGGCUCUGGCAGCCACCUGUAGUCGAGGAUUCAUUUGUUGUAUUGCUCACUAAAGUAUGUUAUAAGACUUUGGAACAGUGUAAGGAAGCAAGACAAAAACACAUAAGGCAAACAAUAUUUGAGAUUUUAGGGACUUCAGUUAAGAGAUACAAUCAUGGUAUAAGUUGUAUAGUAAGAAUUAUUCAGUUGGUAAAAUUCCACGAUGUAUUAGCAUCACAUAUAGCAGUUGGUGUUGUUCAUAUGAUUAAUGAAUGUGGAUGUAAGGGUUUAAUGAGAGAAGUAAUGAAUGAAAUUGAUCAAUCUGAACCAUCUGAGUCUGACAAUCGUAAUAUAUCAAUAUUUCUUGAAACUAUUGCUCUUACUCAACCAAACAUCAUAAUUCCUAUUCUUGAUGAAAUGAUUGAUUACUUGGGUAGCGAACAUUACAGUAUGCGAAAUUGCACGAUUAGUGUAUUGGGGGCGGUUGUGCAAAAAGCAUUGACUGGAGAUGAUCUGACACAGGAACAAAAAGACCAGCGCGAUGAAUGUCUUAAUAGUUUAGAAGAACACAUGUUGGAUGUUCAUGCUUAUGUCAGAUCGAAAGUCCUACAAGUAUGGCAACGAUUAUGUUGCAACGGAGCUAUUCCUCUAGCGAGGCAAGGAAAACUUCUAGCUGCCACUGCAUUACGAUUAGAAGAUAAAAGUGCAAAUGUACGAAAGCAAGCAUUGCAACUGCUACGUGCAUUACUUCAAGCCAACCCUUUUGCUGCUAAGUUAAACAAGGAAGAAAUUUAUAAAUCGCUGGAGGAGGAAGAAAUAAAAUUAAGGAAGAUGCAAACCGAAUCUGUUAGCAAAAGUGAUCGUGGCGAUAACCAAAGAUUAGAAUUAUGGAACGACAUGCUUCCGGAAAUCAGAAAGGCAUUGAAAGAAGUUAUUAAUUGUGGGAAGAAAAACAGUAAAAAACGAGGUGACCACGACGACGAAGACGAUGAAAUUGAAGAUGAAGAAAAUAUUAAUCCUGAUAUAGCAUUUGAACAUGUCAGGCAAUUAAUGUUGAAAGGAAAAAUUUUAGAAGCAGUAAAAUUCUUAUGGAGAGCUUGCAUUAUAUUAAAACAAAAUCCAGACAUAGAAAAUCUAGCAAACGAAGCGAAAGAAGAAAUUUUAUUUUUACUUUUACUGAAAACGUUUAUGGAAUCAGAAGGCGCUUUGAAUAGUGCAAACGAAACUAUAAAUACAUCGCAGUCGACAGAUAAAGAUAAAGAAAAAGAGCAAAUAGAAGUGGCUAAACGAGUUGUAAAUUAUUUGAGAAAUUGUUUGUAUUUCGCAACGGAGUUAGAAAUAGCUAUACCCAUGGCAGAGAAUUUGCUGUUUUCUACAACAGCCACUGAUGCCGUUGAAGCAUGCAGUUUACUCGGAAUUGCUUACCAGUUUGGCGUAAUUGGUGCUGCAGAUGCUAUACGUGAAGCAUUGUUCCAAAUGUUUCACCGCGACCAGUCGGUACGCAAGAAUUUGGCCGCUGUAUAUAAAGAGAUUUACUUGUGCAACAACGAGAAUAAGAAAUCCAGUCGUCAGAAAGCUCUUACGCGUAUAAAAGCUCUAAUCGAAUUAUUGAAAUCACUUAAACCGGGUCAGAGUCAAGCCUUAAGCCAACUUAUUAUAAUGUGGUAUAAGAAUAAUGAACUGGGAAAUGAAGAAUUGCAGGUUUUGUGGGAAAAAUUUUCGAUGAAAUCCUCGGACACCGAUUCAUUGGAUAGCAGAUCGGCUUUAAUGCUAAUAACAAUGGCAGCUCAAGCUCAGAGUGGUAUUAUAUCAGGAAAUCUAGACGUGUUGGUAAAAGUAGGUUUGGGAUCGCGAGCAAAAACUGACCUUCUUUUAGCUAGGGACACGUGCAGAGCGUUGUUAAUGAUGAAAAAUAAUAACGAGGAUAAUGAGAAGUUAUCGAUCAGGUAUCCCAAUGAUCACGAAAUGUUUAAAGAAAUUUUUACAUUGCUGAUAGAUAAUUUUACUAACACAAAAGAAGAUGGAUAUAUAUCAUUCGCGACAGAUGCAAUCAGCGUUAUUUAUCAUUUAGCAAAUCAGCCUGAUCAUUUAAUGCAACAGUUGUUGCUAGACGUAUAUAAUCGUGGCCAAUUUAAUAGUAAGGAUUCAACAUCAGUUGUUCCAUUCCACUUACUGUCUAAAUUGCUGUAUUUAAUUGGACACAUUGCGAUCAAAGAAAUGGUACAUUUGGAUACAUCAGUUUAUAAGGAAUUAAAGCGAAGGGACAUUAUACGAAAAUCGAAAAAAGAAAAAAAAAGCCAAGAUGACAAAAAUACGUGUUCUCGUAAUUUAAAUACUUCAUUGUCAAGUACGUCAAUAUCAAACACAAUUAGUGCAAGACAACAGAUUCGCAAUAAAGAGACAAGCACAAUCAUGGAAGACAAUGGAGAAGAAGCAGUCGAGGGGGCAGUAGACGAUGCAGAUGCAGAACUUAUAAAUGACAUUCUUGAAAAUCACGUUGUAACUGGAGAUGGGCUGCUAUCAAAGUUUGUUCCACUGGUACUAGAGGUGUGUCAAAAUCAUGAUAAAUACAAUGACGAAGACGUACAAGCUGCCGGUGUUCUUACCUUAUCUAAAAUGAUGACUGUGAGUUCCAACGUUUGCAAGGAAUCAUUGCAGCUUUUAAUCACGAUAUUAGAACGUUCAUCAUAUCCUGCGAUUCGUGCCAAUAUUCUUAUCGGAAUAAGCGAUCUUGCAACGAGAUUCCCUAAUGAAGUGGAACCAUGGAUGAAGCAUAUAUAUGACCGAUUGCAAGACGAAAAUGUAUACGUACGAAGUACCUGUGUUCGUGUUUUGUCGAGUCUUAUAAUGAGAGACAUGGUGCGUGUAAGAGGUCAAAUAUCAAAAUUAGCAUUGUGCAUAGUUGAUGAAGACACCAAAAUUCGUCAGGACGCGAAACAAUUUUUCAAGGCACUUUCGCAGAAAGCGAACGUCUUGUACAAUGUGAUGCCUGAUAUACUGUCUCGGUUAACCGAUUUGGAGGAAAACUUAAACGAAUCUGAUUUCCAAGAAAUUAUAAAAUACGUAUUGGGUUUGUUGCAAAAAGAGAAACAGGUCGAUUCCAUAAUCGAUAAAAUUUUUGCCAGAUUCAAGUUAGCUAGUACAGAAAGGCAGUGGCGUGACUUUGCGUAUUGCCUUUCGCUUUUGCAAUUCGGUCCUAAAAGUAUACGCCUUCUUAUGGAGAGUUUAGCCUUGCUGAAGGAAAAAAUUCACAACAAGCAAGUUUUAAAAGCCUUGCAGACUAUUAUAGAUCAGACGAAACGGAAACCAAAUAUGAAAGCAGCCUGUAUAGAACUGGAAGAAAAACUAAAAGAGCUUCUUAAGGGCACCGAGAAUGCAGAGGGUGAAAUGCCAAGCGAUUCUGAGGUGAUGCCACCACCCCCGGCGCCGAUAUCGAAGAAACGUAAUAGACGCACAAAAUGCAAAAGUAGUAGCGACGAAGAUAGUGAUGCCGACAGUGAUUCUGAUACAGCACCAGUGACAAAAGCAAAAAACGUUAGAAAAAUGAAAUCGCGUGAUCGCAGAAGUAGAUCGAGUUCUGGAUCGGAUUCGGAUACUGAUUUUACACCAAAGAAAAUUCCUUCAAAACAAAUCAGGACAAGGGCGUCCACAUCAAGUGCAAAAAAGUUAACAAUUCGAAGAAGACAUCUCAGUUCAGCCGAAAUUACUCCGUCACCAACACCGAAAAGAAAUAGACUAAUCACCGCAACAACAUCGUGUACUCCACAGAGAACUUCGGCACGUUUAUCUCAAUCAAGGGCUAACUAUUGAAAUUGAUUAACUAUUUACAUUAUUGACACUAA
Molecule: messenger RNA, 4482 nt
Organism: Dufourea novaeangliae
Lineage: Eukaryota; Metazoa; Arthropoda; Insecta; Hymenoptera; Halictidae
Gene: Cap-D2
Product: condensin complex subunit 1
Exons: 21
Coding region: 131-4450 (1439 amino acids)
Biological process (GO): meiotic chromosome condensation; mitotic cell cycle; mitotic chromosome condensation
Cellular component (GO): condensed chromosome, centromeric region; nucleus
Molecular function (GO): histone binding
Source: RefSeq, a predicted model, not a curated record